This is a messenger RNA of Ilex paraguariensis (yerba mate), 519 nucleotides long. The record is from the annotation of a GenBank genome assembly. NCBI's taxonomy places the organism in Eukaryota, Viridiplantae, Streptophyta, Magnoliopsida, Aquifoliales, Aquifoliaceae.
AUGGAAAAAGGUGAGAUGAGAAAGAGAGGCAAGGACCAAAAGGUGGACGCCGGGGAGCUAGUCAGCAAUAGUGUGGGUGUCAGGCAUCUAGUGGGCGCUAAAAGCAGUGAAACAGGCGCCAAAGGCGUGGGCGACAAUGUGCAAGGCCCUAUGGGCAGCGAAGCAAGCGAGGCAAGCAAGGGCACCAUAGGCAGCGUUGUAGCAAAUGCCUGGGCAGACAAGGCUGGUGCCAAGAACGCUGGUGUUAUUGGCAGAGCAAAGAAGGCGAGUAUCAUGGUCACCAAAGGUAGGCACUUGGAAGGGGCAAGCUUCAGAGCAGGUACGGGUGCUUGGGCACAAGUGGUGCAGGUUCGGGUAGAGCUAGGUGCUAGGUGUAACAAGGGCGUGGAUGAUUCAGGCAGCCAGACGAUGAAAGGUGUAAGUGGUACUAACAAUGGAAAGGAUUCCGAUAAGAGCGCAUUAGGCGGCAACAAGGAGGACGAUGACAACAAGAAUAACCAAAGUGUCAAGGAUGCUUGA